Messenger RNA from Nipponia nippon (crested ibis), 1230 nucleotides. The record is from RefSeq and is a predicted model, not a curated record. NCBI's taxonomy places the organism in Eukaryota, Metazoa, Chordata, Aves, Pelecaniformes, Threskiornithidae.
AUGGAGUCUCUGUGGUGUGAGCAGGGGAUUACAAAGGUCUCUCUAGCCGAGAUUCUGAGGUGUUUUGAACAUCCCAUAAGCGAGGAGCAAGCCUGGGCUGUCUGCUUUCAGUGUUGCCGUAAAAUGGAGCAGCUGGCUCAGGGGCUGUGCCCGCCGCUCCAUUCUGUAUUCAUAAAAGGUCCUGGAAGCAUCUUUAUCCAUGCUGACGGUACUGCUUCCUUCAAGGUGUACUACAAGUCUGAUGUUGGCAGCAUUCAGCAGUCAGAGGACAAGCUCUUGGAGUACUUGGGAGUGGUGAUCUAUGAAGCCCUGGACUGGGGAAUCGACAGCCAACUGGAGCGAGAACUGAGUGAUCCUUUGGAGAAAAUGCUGUGCCUCAUGUUGAAACUGGAUGAUGAGGCAAUGAAACCAGCAGUCACCCUGCAGGAUGUUAUCAAGAGACUGAGAAAAAUGGAUGUGGAAGAUUUGGUGGAAAAACCUCUUCAGAAGAAGGAAAAACACUGGACAUCCCUGUGGCCCAACGUCAUCCGUGAACUGCAGAACGGCGUGAGGCUGCGCAAGGCCACUGAACGACCGCAGCAUCAUGCGCCUCCAAAAGAAUAUAUCCGCUCUCCCUAUGAGUUACUUUUGGAUGAUAUUCAGCACAAGAGGUACACCCUUCGGAAGGUGAUCAUCGAGCAAAACCACAGGACCCCCAAAGUUGAUGUAGCUGCUCCGAAGCCUCAUCUAAAGCCUGUGCUAGAGAGGAAGCUGAAAGAGGGGGGGCCAUGGAAGGCCAGCUGGCAUGAACAGCUCAUGGCAGAAAUAAAACGACCACAAAAGCUUCGAUCAUCAGCAGCAAGGAAAAAUGGGAGCAGGCCCAAAGAAAUGCUCGUGACACCAGAUAUUGCCUUGAAAUCUCCAAGUGAUAGUUUCUUAACUCUCCAAGAUACCAGUACCAAGUUUAAAAUUGUCAACGCUACAACAGAGCAGUUGGGACCAGGAGUUCAGACCUGUUUCAGCUGCCAUAAGCAGAUGUUUCUGAAGUGGCCUUACAGCUGUUACCUCUGUAGCAGUGUUGUCUGCUGUGACUGCUGCGUCAAGAUGUCCAUGCCCUUCAGAACGUGUGUACAUCUCCCUCUUCACUUCCUAAAACUUUUGAGACUCUCCAGAGAGGAGGACCCAGCUACUCAAGAGCAGAAGAGCUCAGAGUUGCUGCAUGAAAUAGAGCACUGGGAGUGUUUUGGGUAA